Molecule: messenger RNA, 1481 nt
Organism: Mauremys reevesii (Reeves's turtle)
Lineage: Eukaryota; Metazoa; Chordata; Testudines; Geoemydidae
Product: hepatic lectin-like
Exons: 9
Coding region: 670-1206 (178 amino acids)
Molecular function (GO): signaling receptor activity
Source: RefSeq, a predicted model, not a curated record
GAGGGCAAUUUUGUUCUUAUCUUGGUCAGCCAUAUGUGCCAGGAGGGAAACAACCUCAUUAUAAACACCUGAAAUUAAAUAAAAGGAUUCAGUUGGUUACCAUUGAUGGUACAAAUUGGUGCUGGCCUCUUUAAUUCACUAUCCAGUAAAGAUUCUGCAGGUGCCCAAACACUGUGAGGAGAAGAUGACCUGGGAAUCAUGUAAAUCCUCUUCCUUCCUUCUGAUGACCAGGAAGUGGAAUGAAGGGGAGCCCAAUAACCUGUUCCUGAGCAAAAAUAUACGUACAGACGUGAGUUCAAUCCACUGAGGUGCAGAUUCACAGCAGAGAUGUGUCCCAGAACCAAGCAGAUUGGGAGAAGAUCCGAGCAGAGGUUGCAGCACUGCAGAAAACAGUAGGUGAGAGAAUCACAGAGACGCUUCUGCCUCUCAUCAUAGUGAGAGUGAGGGACUGCGAGGUCACGGUUGUGGGCUCUGUAUCUACCUGAGGCUAUGGACUUGGAGGCUGUCCAUCUUUCGGUGUUUGGGGAGCUGACCGUUGUGAAGGAGCUUCACAGUAAAAUGCAAGAGGACAUCACAGCAUUACAGAAAAGAGUGGGCGUUCUUGGUGAAGAACCGCACAAAGUCCCGGGUAUACUGGCUGGGGCUGAGUGACAAGAAAGUGGAAAAUCAAUGGCUCUGGGUGGAUGGCUCCCCUCUCAAACUCAGAUCCCCCCUCUCACGAACCGGCAGCUGGUGAUUCCUACCCUGAUCAUCGUGGCCAUCAAACUGCUCCUGAUGACCCUGGUCCUCCUCUACCUCCUCGACCGUGUUCCCUGGUGCCAGUCGGGCUGGGACCAGGACCAAGGGAGGUGCUACCUUCUCUCCCAGGCUAACCAGACCUGGGAGGCAGCGAGAAACUCCUGCUUAGCCCAGAAUGCUGAUCUGGUGGUGAUCAACGACCAAAGGGAGCAGAAUUACUUGGCUAUUAAAGCUCGUUCCGUUCAGCACUGGAUCGGCUUCACCGACCAAGGGACUGAAGGCAUCUGGCGCUGGGUGGACAACACUUCUGCGGUAUUUACGAACUGGAAUGAAGGGGAGCCCAAUAACCUGUUCACGAGCAAAAAUGGUGAUGAGAACUGCGCCCACCUGUUGGACAACGGCCUGUGGAAUGAUGGACCCUGUAGUUUCGCUUACAGGUGGAUCUGUGAAAGAGCCGCCACUGUGUAAACAGCCCCCUCUCCCCUCGGCUCUGAACACAGGCUGAAAUUCAUCCCUCCGCCAGGAGGCCUGGGCACAGCUCAUGGCCUGUGCAUCAGCCCGUUGUGCUCUUGUGCUGACCUGUUGCCCAGGGUUGAAUCCUAGCUCUGCCUGAGGUAUCCUGGCUCCUCUGCCCAUUUGCUGCUCCCAGUGAAAACACCUUCCCCCUGCAUUUCCCGGUGCCUGGGUCGGGCCCCCUGUGACAUUCCCCUGGUGUUAUCUGGUUCAGUGAUCUGCUAGGUCAC